AUGGAGUACUACCAGGCACAAGCCGGCUAUGUGGGCGCUGCUGUCCAGGCGGCGCAGCUUGCUGCCCAACCACCUGCUGACGAAGUCGUUGCCAGCCUCGUGCAGGACCUGCAGAAGGGCGACGAGCGGGAGACAGCACUGCUGGAACUAUCCAAGCGAAGGGAGUCUCUAACAGACCUGGCGCCAAUCCUGUGGCAUUCGUUCGGUACUAUCGUGGCUCUUAUUCAGGAGAUCGUGCAAAUCUAUCCUCAGCUUGCGCAGCCCCCCACAUUGACUGCGACCGCAUCCAAUCGGGUGUGCAAUUCAUUGGCCUUGCUACAGUGUGUGGCAUCCCAUCCGGAGACCAGACCUUUGUUCCUCAAGGCACAGAUUCCAUUGCUGCUGUACCCUUUCCUGAACACGUCCAGCACGGAGAGGCCGUUCGAGUACCUUCGGCUGACCUCUCUCGGGGUCAUCGGUGCCCUCGUCAAGGUGGAUGAUCAAGAAGUCAUAGGCUUCUUGCUAAACACAGAGAUAAUUCCACUUUGCCUGCGAAUCAUGGAAAGUGGCAGCGAGCUUUCAAAAACGGUUGCAACAUUCAUCGUGCAGAAGCUGCUGCUGGAUGACACAGGCUUGUACCACGUUUGCGAAUCUGCGCAUCGCUUCUACGCGGUUACAAAUGUACUUUCCAAGAUGGUCGGUGUCCUUGUGCAAAAUCCUUCCAUCCGCUUGCUCAAGCACGUGGUGCGGUGCUACCUGCGUCUCACGGAAGAAGCACGAGCCAGAGAGGUGCUGAGGCAGUGCCUGCCUGAGGGCCUGCAGUCUGAUCCAUCGCUGAAGCGCCUGCCCCACUCCAUCAGCCAGAGCUUGGAGGAGGACCCGACGACAAAGCGAUGGCUGAACCAGUUACUGACCAAUCUGAACUACCGAUGA
This is a messenger RNA of Symbiodinium pilosum, 912 nucleotides long. The record is from the annotation of a GenBank genome assembly. NCBI's taxonomy places the organism in Eukaryota, Dinophyceae, Suessiales, Symbiodiniaceae.